Messenger RNA from Tetrahymena thermophila SB210, 1470 nucleotides. Its product is annotated as ser/thr phosphatase family protein. The record is from RefSeq and is a predicted model, not a curated record. The transcript is spliced from 2 exons. Gene Ontology annotation, molecular function: hydrolase activity. Lineage: Eukaryota; Ciliophora; Oligohymenophorea; Hymenostomatida; Tetrahymenidae.
AUGAAUAAAUAUAGCGUAUUAGCUCUGCUUGCCUUGCUAGCAAUUGUUUCUGCUCAAAAUUGCAAAGUCACUCUUCCAAGACUAUUAAUUGGUGAUAAAUAUACUAACGCUACCAGUGAUGUUACCGCAGUUAUAGCCUUCGAUACUAUUGAUGAAUGUAAAGGUGUUGCAACUUUAAAUUUCAAUAAAGGUGACCCAACUUUUGACUUCAGAGUUAUAGACCCUGUAAUACAAUUAGUUGAUGCAGAUUUAGACCAUAGCGGUAAAUAAAAAGAACAUGUGAAAUACUUAAAAUACACUCAAAUCAUUUAACUUAAGGCUGAUGUAGAAAAGUCUUACACUGUCUAAAUCUAAGGAAAUAAAACAAAUGCAACUAGUAUUUUUGACACUAAUUACACAUUCAUUCUUCCUAAACUUCCUUCAGACAACGCUAAAUACACUUAAAAUUAAGUUAAAUUCUUGUUCUUAGGAGAUUAAGAUUUAACUGCAAACGGUACUGCAGUCUUAAAUUAUCUCAAUGCUAACACUUAAACUAAUAAGUUUGAUGCUAUGAUUUACCUUGGAGAUUAUGCUUACGAAUUCUAUUAAAAUAAUGGUAAAAAGGGAGAUGACUAUCUUAACACAUUCGCCCCUCUUUCUUUCAGCUACCCAUUGGCAAUGACUCCUGGUAACCAUGAAGACAACUUAAACUUUACUAUUUUCAAUAGUAAAUUCUUUUUACCUGGCUUCAAUAGAACUUAAAACAACUACAACUCAUUCACAAUUGGUAUGGUCCAUUUCGUCCAUAUUAAUUUGCACUUCUUUUCCAUAACAAAGGAUGAUGAAAAAGAUAAAAUGUUGAAAUGGUUGAAGAACGAUCUUGCUAUUGCUUCAAAUGCAGGUUAAAGAAAAAAUGUUCCUUGGAUUAUUGCUGUUGGCCAUAAGCUAAACUAUUGUUAUGAUCCUUAUUAUGCUAAUAACACUGAAUGUAUUGGAUAUGCCUAAUAAUUCUUACCUAUUGAUAAUCUUUUGAGCUAAUAUGGUGUUGAUAUGUUUAUUGUUGCACAUUAACAUUACAACUAAGUUAUGGCUCCUAUGGCUCGUAAUUAACUUUAAGACUACAAAUUGACUACUGUUUCUAGCAACGAAUUUACUCUCCAAAAAGGUAAGGGAUACAUAACUAUUAUUUAAGGUAAUGGUGGUUGUGUUACUCCUAUUAUUCCUCCAUCUAAAAGCAGAAUGUUAGAUCUUGCUUCUGACUUACAAAAAGCUAACCUCUUCAUUGAUGCUUUUAACUAUGGUUAUGGAUAUAUUUAAGUUAUUAACUAGACCAAUGUUGAAUAUGUAUCAUAUGAUGCCAUCAACAAGAAACAACUCGUUAAAUUCAACAUUAAGUCUUAACAUCAAGCCUCUGGGGGUCAAAGCGCUACUUUCGGCUAACUUAUUACUUUCUCAUUAGUGAUUUUAUUAGCAUUAUUUACUACUAUUUGA